AUGAUUUACACUGGACAAGAACUGUUUUUAAAGCAAUUAAAUGAGCCAGCGAUAUCAGAUUUGAUCACUAGUAGUAAUAUUCAAAGGUGUAAGCCUAUGGUUAAUUUUAAAGAUCUGGAAUCAUUUAUUGGAUUAAAUGAAAGUUUACAAGAUAGAUGUGAUCCAAUUUCUGUUUUCUAUGAGCCCUACUCUGAAAAACAUUUAUCCUUUUCAUUCCCAAUCCCUUAUUGUUCUAUUCAAGACUCUAUCAAAGUUAAGAAAAUCACUAAUGUAAAUGUAUCUACCAUUAAUUUGAAUGCAAGUAAUGAAACAACAAACGAUCCUAAGAAAACAAGAAAGAAUUUAAAUAUGAAAAAUCCAUUGCCACCCAACUCCAAUUCCAUCACUUUCACGACACGUGUGUUAUCCAGAAAUCUCCUUCCCCAAACUCAGUAA
Naegleria gruberi is the source of this 435-nucleotide messenger RNA. RefSeq lists its product as uncharacterized. Bases 1 to 435 code for a protein of 144 amino acids. The transcript has a single exon. NCBI's taxonomy places the organism in Eukaryota, Heterolobosea, Eutetramitea, Acrasida, Naegleriidae. The record is from RefSeq and is a predicted model, not a curated record.